Messenger RNA from Molossus molossus (Pallas's mastiff bat), 2570 nucleotides. It is a transcript of the gene MX1, whose product is annotated as MX dynamin like GTPase 1. The transcript has 15 exons. Lineage: Eukaryota; Metazoa; Chordata; Mammalia; Chiroptera; Molossidae. Gene Ontology annotation, molecular function: microtubule binding; GTP binding; GTPase activity. Gene Ontology annotation, cellular component: nucleus; cytoplasm; membrane. The record is from RefSeq and is a predicted model, not a curated record. Gene Ontology annotation, biological process: defense response to virus. The coding region runs from base 166 to 2151 and encodes 661 amino acids.
GGGGCCGGAGCCUGCGCUGCAUAAAGCCGGGGAGCGCCGGGAUGCGCGGGUCGCUGCGAGGAGCAGGCUGCUGAGGCUUCUGGGUGACCGAUCGAAACAGCCCCCUAACCGGCCCCUUUUCUGGGAAAACGACACGGAAAACUUCGCGUAUUUACGGUGGAACUGAUGAAGGAAGAAGGUAGUUCUAACAUGGGACUCACAGAUCUUGAUGCAUCCUUUGCGUCCAAUCUCCAGUCACCGAAUGAAAAUGCUGAUAAUUCAGAGAAAAAUCUGGAAACAAGUGCGGAGAACAGCCUGUACAACCAGUACGAGGAGAAGGUGCGCCCCUGCAUCGACCUCAUCGACUCCCUGCGCGCCCUGGGCGUGGAGCAGGACCUGGCCCUGCCCGCCAUCGCCGUCAUCGGGGACCAGAGCUCGGGCAAGAGCUCGGUGCUGGAGGCUCUGUCGGGCGUCGCCCUGCCCAGAGGCAGCGGUAUUGUUACAAGAUGCCCCUUGGUGCUGAAGCUGAGGAAACUUGGGCAAGAAGAUAAAUGGAAAGGCAAAGUCAGUUACUGGGACACUGAGUUGGACAUUUCAGAUGCUUCGGAGGUAGAACAGGCGAUCAGGAAAGCCCAGGUUGUCAUUGCUGGAGAAGGUGUGGGAAUCAGCCAGGAGCUCAUUACUCUGGAGGUCAGCUCCCCUCAUGUGCCGGAUCUGACCCUGAUAGACCUUCCUGGCAUCACCCGGGUGGCGGUGGGCAAUCAGCCAGCUGACAUUGGACGUCAGAUUUUGAAACUCAUCCAGAAGUACAUCAAGAAGCAAGAGACCAUCAUAUUGGUGGUGGUGCCCAGUAACAUGGACAUCGCCACCACAGAGGCGCUGAGCAUGGCUCAGGAGGUGGACCCCGAAGGAGACAGGACCAUAGGAAUCCUCACAAAGCCCGACCUGGUGGACAGAGGCACGGAAGACAAGGUAGUUGACGUGGUGCGAAAUUUUGUCUACCACCUGAAAAAGGGCUACAUGAUCGUCAAGUGCCGAGGCCAGCAGGACAUUCAGGACCAGCUGAGCCUGCCCCAGGCCCUGCACAAAGAGAGGGAGUUCUUCGAGAACCAUCCACAUUACAAGGAUCUGCUGGAGGAGGGCAGAGCCACGAUCCCCUGCCUGGCGGAAAGACUGACCACCGAGCUCAUCGAACACAUCUGUAGAACUCUGCCCCUGUUAGAAAACCAGAUGAAGGAGCUCCAGCAGAGCGUGUCGGAGCAGUUACAGAAGUACGGCACGGACAUUCCCCAAGACGAAAGUGAAAAAAUGUUCUUUCUGAUCGACAAAAUUAAUUCGUUUAAUCAGGACAUCCUCGCUUUAGUAGGAGGGGAGGAGUCCGUGGAGGCGAACAGUAGUCGGCUGUUCACCAAGAUCCGGAACGAGUUCCACAAGUGGAGCCUAACGAUUGAAAAAAACUUCCGGGAAGGUUAUGGUGAUAUUCUUAGACAGAUCAACAUAUUUGAAAAUCGGUAUCGUGGCAGAGAGCUGCCAGGAUUUGUGAAUUACAAGACAUUUGAGACCAUCAUAAAAAAGCAGGUCAAACUCCUGGAAGACCCCGCUGUGGACAUGCUGCACAAUGUCACCGAUAUGGUCCGGAAUGCCUUCGCAAAUGUUUCCAAGAAAAAUUACGAGGAAUUUCUCAAUCUUUACAGAACCUCCAAGUCCAAAAUUGAAGACAUUAGACUAGAGCAAGAAAAAGAGGCCGAGAAAUGCAUCCGGCUUCACUUCCAAAUGGAGCAGAUUGUCUACUGCCAGGACCAGGAGUAUCGGACUUCACUGCAGAAGAUCCAAGAGAAGGAACUAGAGGAGAAGAAGAAAUCAGGCAAGGGCUUAAUUGAGCAAGUCUCUUCAGAUUGCUCCCUCGCUGAAAUCUUCCAACACCUCUUGGCCUACCGCCAGGAGGCCAGCAAGCGCCUGUCCAACCACAUCCCUCUGAUCAUCCAGUACUUCAUCCUGCAGUCGUAUGGCCAGCAGCUGCAGAAGGCCAUGCUCCAGCUGCUGCAGGACAAGGACCAGUUCGACUGGCUGCUCAAGGAGCAAAACGACACCAGCGACAAGAGGAAGUUCCUGAAGGAGCGGCUGGCGCGGCUGACAAAGGCUCGGCAGCGGCUGGCCAAGUUCCCAGGUUAAGUUGGGCUCUGUCCCACCCUGGUCCCCCAGCCUUCUUCCCCGGAGACCUGCGCCUUCGUCGGUGACCCAUGCUCACCCCUCAGUGAGAAGGGACCUGGUAGGAAGCUAUGAUGAGCAGCCUGGUCUCCAGCACGAGGCCCGCCCUCAGGAAAGAUGCGGUUUAGGUCAGGCAGGUGAUGCCCUCUUCCUGGUUAGGAAUCCCGUCGUGCCGUUCCUGCUCCCAGACUCUCCGCGUCUCCAUCACAGACCGCACGUGAGCCCCAUAGACGCUCUAGCGCCCAGUUUUCUUGCUGGCUUUUCCUGCCGUAAGAUCAUUAGCACCAUGUGUAUGAAUGCUACAAGAGUCAUAAUUCACCAGUUGGUAAUAAACUCCUUUCUAACCACACUUCUCCGAUACCUUUUUUAUUUGGGGGAGAAGG